CGCUCCCGCGCGCCUGCGCGCCGCCGCCACCGGAGGCGGAAGCGCGGCGGGCGGGACGGGCAGCGCCGGUCGCCGCCAUGAGCUUCCUCAUCGACUCCAGCAUCAUGUUCACCUCGCAGGUGCUGUUCUUUGGAUUUGGGUGGCUCUUUUUCAUGAGAAAGCUCUUCAAGGAUUAUGAGGUGAGACAGUAUGUGGUCCAGGUGAUUUUCUCUGUGACUUUUGCCUUCUCUUGUACCAUGUUUGAGCUCAUCAUCUUUGAGAUUUUGGGAGUGCUGAACAGCAGCUCUCGAUACUUUCACUGGAAGCUGAACCUGUGUGUCAUUUUGCUCAUCCUGGUCUUCAUGGUGCCCUUCUACAUUGGUUACUUUGUUGUGAGCAAUAUCAGAUUAUUGCACAGACAGAAACUGCUUUUUGCAUGUGUUGUGUGGUUGACAUUCAUGUAUUUCUUCUGGAAGCUGGGGGAUCCGUUUCCUAUCCUCAGCCCAAAACAUGGAAUCCUGUCUAUAGAACAGCUCAUCAGCCGUGUUGGUGUGAUUGGGGUGACACUCAUGGCUUUGCUGUCAGGAUUUGGGGCUGUCAACUGUCCAUACACUUACAUGUCCUACUUUCUCAGGAAUGUGACAGAUGCAGAUAUUUUGGCCCUGGAGCGACGGCUCCUCCAGACUAUGGACAUGAUUGUUAGCAAGAAAAAAAGGAUAGCAGUGGCUCACAGGACAAUGUUCCAGAGAGGAGAAGUGCAUAACAGACCCACUGGCUUCUGGGGAAUGAUAAAAAGUGUUACAACAUCUGUUCCUGGCAGUGAAAAUCUGUCCCUUAUCCAGCAAGAAGUGGAUGCCCUGGAAGAAUUGAGUCGGCAGCUUUUUCUGGAAACUGCUGACUUGCAUGCAACAAAGGAGAGAAUAGAGUAUUCCAAAACUUUUCAGGGAAAAUACUUCAACUUUUUGGGUUAUUUUUUCUCCAUCUAUUGUGUCUGGAAAAUCUUCAUGGCAACCAUCAAUAUUGUAUUUGAUCGUGUGGGGAAGACUGAUCCAGUCACAAGAGGAAUUGAGAUCACUGUAAAUUACCUGGGAAUCCAGUUUGAUGUCAAAUUCUGGUCUCAGCACAUUUCCUUUAUUCUUGUUGGAAUAAUCAUUGUUACCUCUAUUAGAGGGUUGUUAAUCACACUUACAAAGUUCUUCUAUGCCAUUUCCAGCAGCAAGUCCUCCAAUGUUAUUGUUCUGCUGUUAGCACAGAUAAUGGGAAUGUACUUUGUGUCAUCAGUGCUCCUGAUCCGCAUGAGCAUGCCUCCGGAAUACCGCACCAUUAUCACAGAGGUCCUGGGAGAGCUCCAGUUCAACUUCUACCACCGCUGGUUUGAUGUCAUAUUCCUAGUUAGUGCCCUCUCCAGUAUCCUCUUUCUCUAUUUAGCACACAAACAAGCCCCAGAAAAGCAUAUGGCCCUCUGAGGCAGAGCUGCAGCCAUGCACUGCUCUCUGUCUUGUCACAGCUGCACUGCUGCAGCUCCUGUGGAUUGCAGAACUCGGAGAGACAGGACUGCUGUGUGUGUUCUGGCAGUGUAACUGCAAAUCUUGAAGAGACAGGACUACUCUGUGUGUUCUGGCUCCUUGAACCUUCACACAUGUCAUCAUCCAGCUCUGUGGCUCAUUUUGUUCAGUGCCACAGCUGGAAGGGACGGGGGUGUGUAUAUUAAACUUGAAUCAGUUCACUGCCAGGCAGUAAAAGCAAUCCGGGGUACACCACUAUCCAGGGGCAUCAGAACUUGUGGUGGGCUGGCUGAGGGAACACCUCCUGCUGUUGGAACGUCAUCUUCACAGAAGGCACCAAGAAAUGUGAUUUUUCUUUUGAAAAUCAAUUUAUAAUUGGGAUUUGGAGAACGGCACUUCUGGAAUUGAAUGUUUGAGUCUGUGGAAUUAAAUAAGCUUUUGUAAUAUGAAAGUAUCACAGUUGUUUUUUGUCAGUCCCAAAGAUUUGGCUGGAUUUGAGCCAGAAGGUGGCUAGGAUUUGCUGUUUGGCAGAAGUGGAGUGGAGAGAACUCCAUUUCUGUAUGUAGUGUGUAUCACUAGUUCCCACUGUCCUUAGGAACUGGAGAUUUGCUUUCUCUUACGGAGUGUCAACUUUCUUUUCUCUCUCUGCGUAAGUGGAACUGAGGUUUUUGGUUCUUCUUUGCUAGAGUUCAGUGUUAAGUCAAAGACCACUGCCAUGCCUUGUUUACAUUGUAUGUUACAGAUUUUAUUCCUGUGACCUAAACUUUUAGGUUCCCAUGGCCACUUUCUGAGGCUUUGUUUUAUAAUUGUUCUGGAAUGUAAAUUGUAGGUGGUGAGAAUAAGACUUGGAGGGGGAAAAUAACUGCUCUAAACAAUUUAUUUCUGUAUUGUCUUUGGUGUAUAGCAAGGAGGCAAGGUACACAACAGCAGUAUUACAGAACUAUUUAUGACAUAUUUAAGACAACAUGGUGGUGACUUGAGGUUUGACAAGUGUGCAUGACUGAAUUACAUUCACUGUUUUAAUCCACAGCUGUAUGCAGAGGAGACAGAGUAGUGAUUAAAUGUCUUGAGUUGUGAAUUACAAAGUUAGUUUAAUAUUUAAAAGAAAUUUCUGCAAUGUGAGCAGGAAAAAGGAUCAUAAUGCACAGAGUACCUGGGCUGCCAUUUUAGAGCAGCUGUACUGCUGAUAAGCAAAGAGAUGCCACAGAGAUUGAGGUGAUGGACUUGGAUUAGGGGGAGAGCUGCCUUUCCUGGGGGAUGGGCAGAAAUCAAUUGGUCUUUAUUAAGAGCUUAUCCAUAACAGACUAAGAUGCUUAUGAAUCUAUAAAACAUUUCCAGCUUCUGCUGCAGGACACUUAAUUAUAAAAUUGCAGUUCUUUAAGCCUUUUCAGAAGUGACUGAGUGCCCACUUCACAAGGCAGAAAUUGUGCCAGUGGAGCACAAUUGCAGAGUGUUAAAUGGAUGCAAGCUACACCGAAGUGUUUAUUGCAUCAAGAGUUUGCAGUCCUUUAUCGCUCUGGCACUGCUUGGAGCAGCCAAGUUCUGAGAGGUGGAACAGCAAAGAAGAACUGAAGAAAAGAUUAGGCAGGUUUCUUUCUUGCUGUUGGCAUGGUUUUGUCUCCUCACAACUUUGUGUCAUCACUGUUAUCAUCGUCAGCUCUUGUGGAGGCAGCUGAUUGUGAGGAGGAAGAUGAGUCUGCCUGCAGAGAAGUAACAAAGACAUUGUGAUUAUUUCCAAUUUGUAAACAUGUUUGAUAGUCUGCACUGUUGCAGACUCCUGUUUUCAUCUGCACAAAUCACACACUUGUUUAGAUGGCAGAAUGAACCAACAAAUACCAUUAUUGUUGAAGGGUUUUUUUGGUUAAGUACAUUUUGAGAGAAAUUUGUUCAGUAGAGGGUUUCUAUUGUUGAAUUCCCAGAUCUGCUCAAUUUGAACACAAGUUAGUAGUGCUAACUUCUGCAAAAUGCAGCUUGGGGACCAAGACAUUCUUGAAAAAACUUCCAGACAAGGCUAAUAAAAAAUAAAUGGGAAACACUAUUGGUCUUACCUUUGUAAGGUAAGGUCUGUCUCUUUUUAAUGAUCAGAAAAUAAGCAUUUUAAUAGUUAAGGCUGACCACACAGAGGGUUAAAAGUGUUUCAAGAAGUAAUACUUUCUUGCUUUUCUGACGUUAGUCAUGCUUCAGAUUCUUUCUAGCGGCAUGAAGUGAGUAAAAUAAUUUCAAAUCACAUUGCCUGGAAAAUGUCAUCAUAACCUAUCAGUUGCUAUUCCUUCUUCAAAGUGAUCAAUUUUGAAAUAUUUCAUGUGGUUUUCACAAAUAUUGUUUAUGUUUUUUGUGUAUUUAAGCAUUUUCCCUCCACUUCCACAAUUGUAUUGCCUGUUUUCCAUCAUUGGGUUACUCUAUUUGGAUUAUCCUGUUCCAUAAAAUCUCUUGUACGUGCAUUCUUUGUGUGAUUUAAUCUUGCAUUAAAGAUACUCACCUGUA
Molecule: messenger RNA, 3968 nt
Organism: Oenanthe melanoleuca
Lineage: Eukaryota; Metazoa; Chordata; Aves; Passeriformes; Muscicapidae
Gene: GPR89B
Product: G protein-coupled receptor 89B
Exons: 14
Coding region: 78-1445 (455 amino acids)
Biological process (GO): intracellular pH reduction
Cellular component (GO): Golgi cisterna membrane
Molecular function (GO): voltage-gated monoatomic anion channel activity
Source: RefSeq, a predicted model, not a curated record